AUGAACGAUCUUCUAACGGAGUCCUUUGAUAUCCCCCGUGGCCAAGGUCGUGGAGGUGGUGACGUUGAGUUGGGAGACUAUGGAAGGAAUUCAGGAGAGCUUGGCUUGGAAAGCUUCUUCAAAAAGAUUCAAGAGCUUGAUAAACAAUAUGCUAAGCUGAAUAGCCUUUUGAGAAAGCUCCAGGACGCCCAUGAGGAGUCCAAAAGUGUCUCCAAAGCUCCUGCUAUGAAGGGUAUAAAGCAGAGAAUGGAGAAAGAUGUAGAUGAAGUUAAGAAAACUGCACAUUACUUAAAGACCAAGGUUGAAGAGCUGGACAAAGAGAAUUUGGCUAAUAGGCAGAAGCCUGGUUGUGGAAAAGGAUCAGCUGUUGACCGGUCAAGAACAGCAACGACAGUUUCCUUGAAAAAGAAACUGAAGGACAAGAUGGCUGAAUUUCAGAUCCUCAGAGAAUCCAUCCAUGAAGAAUAUCGUGAGGUUGUUGAGAGACGAGUAUUUACAGUAACGGGCAAACAAGCUGAUGAGGAGACAAUUGACAGAUUAAUUGAGACUGGAGACAGUGAACAAAUUUUCCAGAAAGCAAUUCAGGAACAAGGACGAGGCCAGAUAAUGGACACCCUCGCAGAAAUUCAUGAACGGCACGAAGCUGUCAGAGAUGUUGAGAGGAAACUGCUUGAUUUGCAACAGAUAUUUAUGGAUAUUGCAGUGUUAGUUGAUGCACAAGGAGACAUGCUUGACAACAUAGAAUCACAGGUUUCAAGUGCAGUAGAUCAUGUGCAACAAGGAAAUAAUACCCUCCAAAAGGCAAAGAAACUGCAAAGAAACUCAAGAAAAUGGAUGUGUAUAGCCAUCAUGAUACUUCUCAUUUUUGUUAUAAUCAUUGUUGUUUCUGUCAUCAAACCAUGGGUCACCAAACAAGGUGCAUAG
Vicia faba (fava bean) is the source of this 924-nucleotide messenger RNA. Lineage: Eukaryota; Viridiplantae; Streptophyta; Magnoliopsida; Fabales; Fabaceae. The record is from the annotation of a GenBank genome assembly.